This is a messenger RNA of Quercus lobata, 1008 nucleotides long. RefSeq names its product plectin-like. The transcript is spliced from 4 exons. Bases 1 to 1008 code for a protein of 335 amino acids. The record is from RefSeq and is a predicted model, not a curated record. NCBI's taxonomy places the organism in Eukaryota, Viridiplantae, Streptophyta, Magnoliopsida, Fagales, Fagaceae.
AUGGGGAAACAAAAGAAUCAAUUUCGAUGUCUAGUUGAAUCCGAGGAAGAUAGACGCUACACAAAGCCCAAUCUUAAGUUAGUAAAUAAGGCGAACUUGGAUAAGUUACUGAAAGCCGAGAUAUACGUGAACGAAGCUGAUGCCAGCGUCUCGGCAGGAACUUCUUCAUCCCUACCUACCCUCAGGGAAAAGGAAAUAAAAGGGAGAAAAGAAGAGGAGAAAGAGGAGAAAGACGAGGAAGAGGUUGUAGAGAUCAUCCAAAAUACUUUCAAGCUAGAUGAAAUGCUCAACGCCUGUUCCGAUCAGCUAGACGAUGAAAGGAGAAGACGAACAACGGCUGUACAGACCUUGUCCAAAUUUGAACAGGACUUGGCCGACGUAAGGAAAAAGUUACAGGUCGAAGAGCAAGCUCGCAAGAGCGCCGAGUCGGCAUUAGAAGGCUACCAAAAGCAGGCUGAGGACCAAGGGAACCGUCUGCGUGAGGCGAAUGCCGAACUAAAGAAGGCUCAAGAACAAGUCCUAGUUCUUAGGAAGCAUUUGGAGGAAACUCAAAAGCUAAGGGAGCGAGCUAAAAAGUCCAGGGAGCGAGCCAAGAAAGCAAAAAUCAAUGCCAAACGGGCAAUGAACGAAGCUGAGCAGAGAGGCUACGAGGUUGGUAUAGCUGAAACUGAGAAGGCUUUGAGAGCCGAGGUUCUGACGGUGUGCCGUAUCUACUACGCAAAAACUUGGAAUGAGGCCCUUAACCGUGCUUGGGUUGAAGCUUCAUUUGAGUUACUUAAGCCAGAGAACGUAUUCUAUCCCGAGGCGAUCUGGCCCUCAGUUCUUCUACCCCAUCAGGCUAAUGCUCCUUCUUCAGUCAUUAACCUCAACGAGGAGGUUUCGCCUCACAGUUUUCCUCCCCUUGGCCAGCCGGAAUCAACUAAAGAGGGACUUACCCCUCCAGGAGCUUCCCCCGACAAGACCACUACCGUUUCGAAGGCAGAGACGGCCUCCCAAGGUUUUCAAUAG